GCAGUGAGUACACAACCAAACUGUAAAAGUUUUUGCAAGCCAAGAAUCUGGAAUAACAAACAUUCCCACCACCUACCACCUCUUCAUUAAUAUUCAUUUCAUAUAUAUAUACAUACAUACACACAUCCUCAACCAAGAAGAAACCCUUAUUCUUCCUCUAUCUUUCUAGCUAGUAUGGGGGUGAAGAACAUGAUGGCAUGUGUCAAGAAUUCAAACAAAAACUGUGGUGGAGAAGAAGCCGAGAAGAAGAAGAUCAAUGGGACAGUGGUUUUAAUGAAGAAGAACUUUCUUGAUCUCAAUGAUUUCGGUUCAUCCAUUCUUGAUCGCCUUUACGAGAUCUUCGGAAAACGAGUUUCAAUCCAGCUUAUCAGUUCCACUCAUCGUGACCCAUGCAAUGGAUCGAAGGGGAAGAUUGGAAAAGCAGCGAGACUUGAAGAUUGGGUGACGAAGAGGACAGCCAUGGCAGCUGGAGAAGUUUCUUUCUCGGUGACAUUCGAUUGGGAAGAAUCCAUGGGAGCUCCAGGAGGUUUGAUGGUAAAGAACCAUCACCACAGUCAGUUCUACCUCAAGACCGUCACUUUGGAACAUGUUCCCGGCCAUGGGACCCUCCAUUUUGUUUGUAAUUCAUGGGUGUACCCUGUGCGUCGUUACAAGGACCCUCGCAUCUUCUUCGCCAACAAGGCUUAUUUACCUUGUUCAACACCCGAGCCACUGCAGCACUAUAGAGAACAAGAGCUUGUGAAUCUCAGAGGAACCGGUUCAGGAAAGCUUAAGGAAUGGGACAGGGUUUAUGACUACGCUUUCUAUAAUGAUUUGGGCCUCCCUGACAAGGGGCCCAAAUAUGCACGACCCGUUCUUGGUGGAUCUCAGGAAUACCCGUAUCCACGAAGAGGAAGAACGGGUCGUGGACCAACCAAAACAGAUCCAAAAAGUGAAAAACGACUUUUUCUUCUCAGCCUGAAUAUCUAUGUGCCCCGUGAUGAACGGUUUAAUCAUAUAAAGUUCUCAGAUUUCUUAGGCUAUGCAGCGAAAUCCAUAGGACAAGUGGUUCGACCUGAACUUAAAGCAAUAUUUGAUAGAACUCCGAAUGAGUUUGAUUCUUUUAAAGAUGUACUAGAUCUAUACGGAGAUGGGGUCAAGCUCCCGAAACAAUCCGUAAGCAAGAUCAAGAAUCGAAUUCCAUUGGAGUUGGUGAAAGAACUGUUACGUUCGGAUGGCGAGAAGCCACUUACAUUCCCAAUGCCAGAUGUAAUCAAAGAUGACAAGUCUGCAUGGAGAGAAGAUGAAGAAUUUGGAAGAGAAAUGCUCGCGGGAGUAAACCCUGUGGUCAUCCGCCGACUUCAGGAUUUCCCACCAGCAAGCAAGCUAGAUCCAAAAGAAUAUGGCAACCAAACAAGCACCAUCACAAAGGAACAUCUUGAACCCAACAUGAAUGGACUAAAUGUACAACAAGCUUUGGAAGAAAAUAAGUUGUUUAUCUUGGAUCAUCAUGAUGCACUGAUGCCAUACCUGACUAGAAUCAACUCUACGGCAUCAAAAAUAUACGCGACUCGAACCAUUCUCUUGCUCCAAGAUGACGGCACACUGAAGCCACUAGCGAUCGAGUUAAGCUUGCCGAAGUCAGAGAAAGACAACCAUGGCUGCAUCAGUGAUGUCUUUACUCCUUCGGCAGAGGGAGUCUGUGGCACAAUAUGGCAGUUGGCCAAGGCAUAUGUAGCGGUCAACGAUUCCGGAUAUCAUCAACUUAUUAGCCACUGGUUGAACACACAUGCGGUAAUAGAACCAUUUAUAAUCGCCACGAAUAGACAGUUAAGCGUGAUGCAUCCGAUUAACAAGCUUCUGCAGCCACAUUUCCGUGAUACGAUGAACAUAAACGCACUGGCUCGACAAAUACUCAUCAACGCCGGUGGUAUACUUGAAAUGACGGUUUUUCCAGCGAAAUACGCCAUGGAACUGUCCUCCGUUGUUUAUAAGAACUGGGUCUUCACCGAGCAGGCGCUACCCGCUGAUCUACUCAAGAGAGGUGUAGCUGUCGAGGAUCCAACCCAACCCCAUGGGCUACGAUUGCUGAUAGAAGAUUACCCAUUUGCGGUCGAUGGACUCGAAAUAUGGUCAGCGAUCCAAAUGUGGUGUACCGAAUAUUGUUCUAUAUAUUACCUUUCAGACGACAUGGUUAAAGCUGACGCCGAACUCCAGAAAUGGUGGACGGAACUACGAACGGAGGGCCAUGGUGACAAGAAAGACGAGCCAUGGUGGCCGCAAAUGCAGACACGAUCGGAGCUUAUCCACACAUGCACCAUCAUUAUAUGGGUGGCUUCAGCUCUCCAUGCAGCAGUCAACUUCGGGCAGUACCCUUAUGCCGGCUACCUCCCAAACCGGCCGACCGUGAGCCGGCGGUUCAUGCCGAAGCGGGAUUCUGCGGAGUACGCAGAACUUGAAUCGGACCCAGAAAGGGGCUUCUUGAAAACCAUCACGAGCCAGCUUCAAACACUGCUUGGAGUUUCUCUGAUUGAGAUUUUAUCGAGGCACUCAACGGAUGAGAUUUAUCUCGGACAAAGCGAGUCUCCAUAUUGGACGUCAGACAAUAGUGCAUUAGAGGCAUUCAAGAGGUUCGGGACGAAACUGGUUGAGAUCGAAAAGAGUAUAGCGACAAGGAACGACGAUAAGGGAUUGAAGAACAGAUUGGGACCGGUGAAGGUUUCGUACACGUUGCUGUAUCCGAACACCUCGGAUUACACUCGUGAAGGGGGACUCACGGGCAAGGGGAUUCCUAAUAGCAUUUCUAUUUGAAAUGUUUCGAUUCCAGACACAUCAUCGUUUUGUUUAACAGAAAUAAUAAAAAGAGAUGAUAGUGUGCAUGUGUAAAUUGUAUUUGUGUUGUAGAUGGAAUUAGUGUAAGGCGAUUGAAGUAAAAUAGAAAUAAGAUCGCCUGCUUAAAUUCGUGUUCUUGGAAGAUGUUUGGUUAAUUUUAGU
This is a messenger RNA of Cynara cardunculus var. scolymus (artichoke), 2973 nucleotides long. RefSeq names its product probable linoleate 9S-lipoxygenase 5. Bases 175 to 2790 code for a protein of 871 amino acids. The record is from RefSeq and is a predicted model, not a curated record. The transcript is spliced from 8 exons. Gene Ontology annotation, biological process: lipid oxidation. Lineage: Eukaryota; Viridiplantae; Streptophyta; Magnoliopsida; Asterales; Asteraceae. Gene Ontology annotation, molecular function: metal ion binding; protein binding; oxidoreductase activity, acting on single donors with incorporation of molecular oxygen, incorporation of two atoms of oxygen.